Messenger RNA from Stegostoma tigrinum, 647 nucleotides. Its product is annotated as ganglioside GM2 activator-like. The coding region runs from base 25 to 510 and encodes 161 amino acids. Gene Ontology annotation, biological process: lipid transport; ganglioside catabolic process. Gene Ontology annotation, molecular function: enzyme activator activity; lipid carrier activity. The transcript is spliced from 4 exons. The record is from RefSeq and is a predicted model, not a curated record. Gene Ontology annotation, cellular component: cytoplasmic side of plasma membrane. NCBI's taxonomy places the organism in Eukaryota, Metazoa, Chordata, Chondrichthyes, Orectolobiformes, Stegostomatidae.
UGAAGAUCGGCAUUGCAAUAAGAGAUGGCUGUUUGCUCAGGUGUCAUUUUGCUGGCCGUUUGCUUGCUCUUCCAAAUAAGAACUUCAAAUGGCUUUUCUUGGAAAGAUUGCAGUCGUGCAAGUGACCCUAUUAAAUUCAAGCAAAUCUCAUUUGAACCAGACCCUCUUAAACUGCCUGGAUAUGCCUCCUAUGAAGGAACAGCCUAUGUGAGUCAGAGCGUCUCAUCAAUAACAGCCGAAGUAACACUGUACAAGAAGUUUCUAUUCUGGUGGAAAAUUCCCUGCUUUGAUGCAUUUCCGUGUAAUUUUGACAUAUGUGAACUGUUUGGUCGUGAUUCAUCGUGUUCUUUCAGCAGUGGUUAUUUUAAAUCCCCAAAACAAAGUUAUUAUAUUUCACGACCACGUAUCUCGUCCUUUUUGUUGAAAGGCUAUUACUCAGCAACAAUUAUUUUGAAGAGCCACGGGAAGCAAGUUGGCUGUACUUAUGUCUACUUUAACAUUGAUGGAUAAUGAUUUUAAUGCACAACAAUAAAUUGCAAAGUAAACCAACUAUCCACAUGUUUAAUAUUCUUUUCUCACAUGCAAUUCUGUUUAGUUUAGAAUGAUUUAAACUGUUGCUGUAAAAUUGUAAUUUUCUCUUAAUUUAC